AUGACUGAUGCCCAGAUGGCUGACUUUGGGGCAGCGGCCCAGUACCUCCGCAAGUCAGAGAAGGAGCGUCUAGAGGCCCAGACCCGGCCCUUUGACAUUCGCACUGAGUGCUUCGUGCCAGACGACAAGGAAGAGUUUGUCAAAGCCAAGAUUGUGUCCCGGGAGGGGGGCAAGGUCACUGCUGAAACCGAGAAUGGGAAGACGGUGACUGUGAAGGAGGACCAGGUGUUGCAGCAGAACCCACCCAAGUUCGAUAAGAUCGAGGACAUGGCCAUGCUGACCUUCCUGCACGAGCCCGCAGUGCUUUUCAACCUCAAAGAGCGCUACGCAGCCUGGAUGAUAUAUACCUACUCGGGCCUCUUCUGUGUCACCGUCAACCCCUACAAGUGGCUGCCGGUGUACAAUGCUGAGGUGGUGGCCGCCUACAGGGGCAAGAAGAGGAGUGAGGCCCCGCCCCACAUCUUCUCCAUCUCUGACAACGCCUAUCAGUACAUGCUGACGGAUCGGGAGAACCAGUCCAUCCUCAUCACGGGAGAAUCCGGGGCGGGGAAGACUGUGAACACCAAGCGUGUCAUCCAGUACUUUGCCAGCAUUGCAGCCAUAGGUGACCGUGGCAAGAAGGACAAUGCCAAUGCGAACAAGGGCACCCUGGAGGACCAGAUCAUCCAGGCCAACCCCGCUCUGGAGGCCUUCGGCAACGCCAAGACUGUCCGGAACGACAACUCCUCCCGCUUCGGGAAAUUCAUUAGGAUCCACUUUGGGGCCACUGGAAAGCUGGCUUCUGCGGACAUAGAGACCUACCUGCUGGAGAAGUCCCGGGUGAUCUUCCAGCUGAAAGCUGAGAGAAACUACCACAUCUUCUACCAGAUUCUGUCCAACAAGAAGCCGGAGUUGCUGGACAUGCUGCUGGUCACCAACAACCCCUACGACUACGCUUUCGUGUCUCAGGGAGAGGUGUCUGUGGCCUCCAUCGAUGACUCCGAGGAGCUCAUGGCCACCGAUAGUGCCUUUGACGUGCUGGGCUUCACUUCAGAGGAGAAAGCUGGCGUCUACAAGCUGACGGGAGCCAUCAUGCACUACGGGAACAUGAAGUUCAAGCAGAAGCAGCGGGAGGAGCAGGCGGAGCCAGACGGCACUGAAGACUCGCCCAGCCCCAGGAAGUACAGCCCCUGA
Molecule: messenger RNA, 1173 nt
Organism: Piliocolobus tephrosceles (Ugandan red Colobus)
Lineage: Eukaryota; Metazoa; Chordata; Mammalia; Primates; Cercopithecidae
Product: myosin-6-like
Exons: 11
Coding region: 1-1173 (390 amino acids)
Biological process (GO): actin filament organization
Cellular component (GO): cytoplasm; actin cytoskeleton; membrane
Molecular function (GO): actin filament binding; microfilament motor activity; ATP binding
Source: RefSeq, a predicted model, not a curated record